This is a messenger RNA of Schistosoma spindalis, 4757 nucleotides long. The record is from the annotation of a GenBank genome assembly. NCBI's taxonomy places the organism in Eukaryota, Metazoa, Platyhelminthes, Trematoda, Strigeidida, Schistosomatidae.
CCGCAUUUAGAACACGCGCCUGUUUCUCUACAAAAUCUGCUGCAUAUUCUCCAAUCAUAAAGAACUUCAUAUUGGAAUUACUAUUGCAAUUAUUAACAAUACAUUGACAGUCAGUUAAUUCAUCUAUAACAUUGUUGCUUUGGAAUUAUUACUUUAUAUUUGCCUAUUUAAACUCAAAGUGACCUUUGUUUUCGGUGAGUCUCAUAUAUAUUUCUUGUUGUUAUUUUCGACUUAUUCAUAUCAUAUAUUUCAAUCCUCAGCUUAUUAUUAUUGCUAUUGUUAUUAUUUCUUCGUAUCAUGUCACUUGAUAAUUCACCAAGCCUUUCAUCUAAGUCUAUUUCCGUGGGUGCCAUCUCUGUACCUUUACCUGUCUUUAAUCCCCGAAAGGCCGAACUGUGGUUUGCACGCUUAGAAAGCUUUUUUGUUGCAAACAGAAUCACAAAUCAGAACACAAAAUUUAGUUAUGCAAACUCAUUGCUGCCAGACGAUGUUAUAGAACAAGUGUCUGACGUCAUUUUUAAACCGGAUCCAGACUCACCAUACGAUUGUCUAAAAAGAGAGGUCAUUCGUGUUACAUCACUCACCGACCAGCAAACAAUUGAUCAACUUUUAGCUAAUGUAGAGCUAGGUGACAGUACACCAUCUCAACUGAAACGCCACAUGACAAAUUUAUUGGGGAAUCGUUCAGUAGAUAAACGUCUAUUAUAUCAAUUGUGGCUCAGACGUCUCCCACAAAACAUCCAACAGAUACUAGCGAUCGGAGACGAGGAUAUAGAUUUUGAUAAGCUAGCAGAUAUAGCCGAUAGAAUUUACGAGCGAACUAGGACGCACUCCGUAUCUCACAUACAAUCAAACUCAUCUGACGAGAUCGCCGAGUUGCGACGAACAGUCGAAGUCCUCGCUAAUCAGAUAGCUCAGCUCCAAUUUUUGAAUACCUCCCACAGCAAGCGGAAAGGAAGGUCCAGAAGCCGUAAAAGUCGUAGUCCAAGCACCACUCGACAUAACAUUUGUUGGUACCAUAAAACGUACGGUAAGCAAGCUAAAAAAUGUACUCCUCCCUGUAAUUUCGCAAGCACACAACAAAGAGACCAUCAUGAACGUCGGUUAAUGACGACUGCAGUCGCUGAACACAACUCUCAAAGCAGUCGUUUGUUAUAUGUUACAGACAGAAGGACUGGGACACAGUUCUUAGUCGACACUGGGGCAGAGGUUAGUGUAGUACCACCCACUACACUUGAGAAAAACACACCUGACCCCAAACUAAAACUACAAGCCGCAAACAGAUCUGAGAUCAAGACGUACGGCAAAAGGCAUUUACAAUUAAAUUUCGGUCCUAAAUCCAAGUUUUCAUGGAACUUCAUCAUAGCUGACGUCCUCAUUCCUAUAAUCGGCAUUGAUUUUUUACAAUCCCAUAAAAUACUCGUAGAUGUAAGAAGUCGGAAACUUGUCCUUGCUGACCAUAGCAGCGAAAUUAGAGGGAUUAUUUCUAACGAGACAUCCAUACAUUUAUUGAUCAAACCUCAUCGUGAGAAUGACAAGUACGUUAGUUUACUUAAUCAGUUUCCAGACUUAUUACGACCGAAUUUCAAACGGGACAAACUGACACAUACCGUCGCACAUCAUAUAAAGACAGAGGGUCCACCAGUGUUCGCACGUCCAAGACGCCUUGACCCCUCUCGUUUGGCUCUAGCAAAGAACGAAUUCAACAAAAUGAUAGAGUUGGGUAUCAUACGCCCCUCCGAUAGUCCGUGGGCAUCACCGCUCCAUUUGGUACCCAAGAAAAACUCUUCCGAAGUUAGACCGUGCGGUGACUAUAGAGCUCUCAACAGCCGUACUAUACCAGACAAAUAUCCACUUCCACAUUUGCAUGACUUCACUCAUAGUCUAUCUGAUGUGACGAUUUUUUCAAAAGUUGAUCUCGUCCGCGCUUACCAUCACAUUCCAAUUCACCCGGACGACGUUCCCAAAACAGCCAUUACUACCCCAUUUGGAUUAUACGAAUUUGUUCGCAUGCCUUUCGGAUUAAGGAAUGCUGCACAAAGUUUCCAGCGUUUUAUCGACCAAGUAGUACGUGGCUUACCUUUCGUAUAUGCUUACAUAGAUGACCUUCUUAUCGCAAGCAAAAAUGAAAAUGAACAUCUAAUUCAUCUGAAAAUGCUUUUUGAGAAGCUAAACGAGUAUGGGUUAACAGUCAACCCUGACAAAUGUGAGUUCGGAAAACAAUCCCUCACCUUUUUAGGUCACGUAAUUGAUAGUCAAGGCAUCAAACCAGUUCCUGAGGAAACACAAGCCAUCAAAAAUUAUCCUUUACCAGAUUCAUUCAAGAAACUACGACGUUUCCUUGGGAUGAUCAACUUUUACAGACGUUUUAUUCCGAAAUGUGCAGACAUAGCAAAACCGCUAACUGAUUUAUUAAGGGGACGAGCUAAAUCAUUGACAAUGACACCGCAAGCAAUUCAAGCAUUUGAACAGUUAAAAAGCACAUUAAGCACUGAGGCAUUACUAGUACGUCGAAAGGUUGAUGCACCUUUAGCAGUAAUGACCGAUGCCUCUAAUGUAGCAGUAGGCGCUGUGCUUCAACAACAUGUCGAUCAACAAUGGCAACCCCUUGCAUUUUUCUCAAAAAAGCUUAACUCAACGCAAACAAAAUAUAGCACAUUCGGUAGAGAACUGUUAGCUGUCUACCUAGCCAUCAAACACUUUCGGUAUAUGUUAGAAGGCAAUUCUUUUACGAUAUAUACGGAUCAUAAACCUCUAACUAAGUCCUUGAUGCACAAUCAUGAUAAAUACAGUCCGCGCGAAAUUCGUCAACUAGAAUUCAUUUCGCAAUUUGCAGCUGAUAUACGAUACAUAAAAGGCAAUGCAAAUGAGGCAGCAGAUGCACUGUCGAGAUUAAGUAUCAAUACCUUCUCGAUCCCUGAUAUAAACUAUCAAGAUAUGGCAAAACAGCAAAAGCUCGAUAGGGAGCUACAAAAGCUUUUGCAGUCUAAGGAAACGAAGUUAGUAUUCGAAAACGUCUCCAUAAACAACAAGGACAUCUUAACUUGUGAUACCUCAACAGGUAAAACUCGCCCUUUUGUACCUUGUGACAUGAGACGAAACAUUUUUGAGAAACUACACAACAUAUCUCAUCCAGGUAUAAAAGCCACUGUAAAGCUUAUCACAGAUAGGUUUGUAUGGCCAAACAUAAACAAAGAUGUACGAAAAUGGUCACGGGAAUGCAUCCAAUGCCAGAAGUCAAAAGUACAUCGACAUAUCAUAUCUCCUACAGGAAUUUUCCCCGCCGCUAGCGCUAGGUUCGACCACAUUCAUAUCGACAUUGUUGGACCGUUACCAAUUUCUAAUGGUUACACGCACAUACUAACAUGUAUAGAUAGAUUUACGAGAUGGCCCAUAGCUGUUCCGUUAAAAGACACGUCAGCAUCAACAGUAGCGAAGAAACUGGUGAAACACUGGAUUACAAACUUCGGUGUCCCUACAACAAUUACGACCGACCGUGGAGCUCAGUUUGAAAGCAAACUAUUUCAGCAACUUACAGAUACUUUCGGUAUAAAGAGAAUUAGAACCACUGCUUAUCAUCCGACUGCUAAUGGAAUGAUAGAGAGGUUUCACAGACAAUUAAAAGCCUCUUUGACAGCUGCUGGAGGAGAUUACAAAUGGGAUGCCAAACUUCCUUUGAUACUAUUAGGCAUUCGCUCAUCUAUAAAACAAGACAUUGGUUGUUGUGCUGCCGAGUUGGUGUAUGGAACAACGUUACGUUUGCCCGGUGAAUUUUUUGACCGCGCAACAGAUAUUCCAGCAGACAUAACCGACUAUGUACAACAAUUAAAACAACAGAUGGAAUCAAUUAGGUCCGUUGAACCACGAACCCAAAAGGUGAGAUCAUUCGUACCUAAUGAACUAGACAAAUGCUCACAUGUAUUCGUCAGAAAUGAUAGAGUACGACAGCCGUUACAGGCUCCUUACGACGGCCCGUUUAAAAUCAUCCGAAAAGACGGUAAAACAAUUACAGUGGAAAGAGCAGGUAAACAUGACACUGUUAGCAUCGACAGAAUAAAACCAGCGUUUUUAGAGAACACUGAGAAACAGGCAACUGUAAAACCAUCUAAACCUGCAGCAGAGCAAGCAUCAAAUAGACUAACUGCAACAAACAAAACUUCACUCAAAAGUACGCCCGCAACAGAAACCACAACAAGAUCAGGAAGAAAAGUACACUGGCCAGAUAGGUAUGUAGCAACCACCAUAUUUAUCUAGACCAAGUCCUGAGAUUGCUCUUAUACCACAAAAAUCCUUCUUUAUUUUCAUUACUAUAUUUUAUUGGCCCCACGGAUCUUCAUUAUGCUUACAUUUUAACUUUAUGAAAUUCGUUGAUGUUAAAUAUACAUUUAUACAUACAUGAUACAAAGCGUUUCAACACACAAGCUGUUAUGACAACUUAACGCUUACUCAUCAUCAUAUCAAAUUGUACAUUUAUUUUAAAGACAAUUUCGUUUUUUAUCUCUUUGUCGAACAUAGAUGUUAAUAAAAAUUUUUUUUGUAAAUAAAAACAUCAAUGUUCUGGAUGGGAGCUUAUGUAGCAAGCCCAUUCCAUUAAUGUAUUAUUUGUCUACACAACUGUGUUAAUUUCCAUAUGAGUAUGAUUGAGCGUGUGUCUGCACUUCUAUCCCUAUUCUAUUCCCCAUUGGUUGUGACACAUAGAUAAUCAAUAAUUUAUCUACACUUGAUUGAUACUCAAAAAUAUAUAUGGAUCUUUUAAC